Molecule: messenger RNA, 900 nt
Organism: Euleptes europaea (tarantolino)
Lineage: Eukaryota; Metazoa; Chordata; Lepidosauria; Squamata; Sphaerodactylidae
Gene: REM1
Product: RRAD and GEM like GTPase 1
Exons: 4
Coding region: 1-900 (299 amino acids)
Biological process (GO): negative regulation of high voltage-gated calcium channel activity
Cellular component (GO): plasma membrane
Molecular function (GO): calcium channel regulator activity; GTP binding; GTPase activity
Source: RefSeq, a predicted model, not a curated record
AUGACCCUCAACCCCCAGCGAGGGAGCGUGCCCCCUUCCCAGAGACGGGCCAGCACCCCACUGCCCGCCCUGUACCGGUCCCGCCCAGGGACACUUCGUGCCCGGCCUGUCCAGACUCAGCCCUGCCACCCGCCGCUGGGGCACUCCUCGUCCUGCGAGCCCAAAGGCAGCCUGCCCGAGCCACGGGACAGGUGGUCGUCCGAAUCCUCCGACUCUGACGGCUCGUGGGAAUCCUUGUAUCGAGUGGUGCUGCUGGGUGACCCUGGAGUGGGAAAGACCAGUCUGGUGAAUCUCUUUGCUGGGGUUCAAGAGAAGGACCUGCCAGAACAACAGAGAGAAGACACCUAUGAGCGCACCCUGUCCGUGGACGGCGAGGAGACCACACUGAUGGUGAUCGACACCUGGGAGACCGAGAAGCGGGAAGACAGCUGGUUCCACAACUACUGUAUGGAGGUGGGCAACGCCUACGUCAUCGUCUACUCCAUCACUGACCGGGGGAGCUUUGAGAGCGCUUCGGAGCUGCGGAUCCAGCUGCGCCGGACCAGGCAGGCGGAGAACAUCCCCAUCAUCUUAGUGGGGAACAAGACAGACCUGGUGCGCUGCCGGGAGGUGUCGGUGGAAGAGGGCCGGGCCUGCGCCGUGGUCUUUGACUGCAAGUUCAUCGAGACGUCGGCCACCCUCCAGCACAACGUGACGGAGCUCUUCGAGGGGGUCGUGCGGCAGAUCCGCCUGCGGCGGGACAGUAAGGAGGCCAACGCCAGGCGCAUGUCGCUCUACAAGCGGAAGGAGAGCCUCACCAAGAAGGUGCGCCGCUUCCUCGACCGGCUGGUGGCCCGCAACAACAAGAAGGUGGCCCUGAGGGUCCGCUCCAAGUCCUGCCACGACCUCUCUGUCCUCUGA